AUGUCUCGGAUACAAGUCCCUCCAAGUGAAGGCGGCCCAAAGGUUCUCCCACCAGGCUGCACCCUAGAGAACUUCAACGCCUUCCUAACCGCCGCCCGCACCCUCUGCACCCCGUCUAACGUACACCUCAUCGAACUAGACUCGCCCCUCAUCGACGGCGACUACAUGCACCCCUGCAAAGGCCACGACAUGCACGCCAUCCUCUCACAAGACUACUUUGUGGCCUCCGCGACCAUCUCUCCGCGCGACGUGCCCGAAGUCCAAGAGUUAAUGCGACUCUGCAACAAAUUCGACAUUCCGGUCUGGCCGUUCUCCAUUGGACGGAACACGGGGUAUGGGGGUGCGGCGCCGAGGGUGCCCGGGAGUGUGUGUUUGGAUCUGGGGAGGCAUUUGAAUAGGGUGCUGGAGGUUAAUACUGAGGGGGCGUAUGCGCUUGUUGAACCUGGGGUUACUUUCUAUGAUUUGCAUGAGUAUUUGGAGAAGCAUGGUUUGAGGGAGAAGGUUUGGUUGGAUGUCCCUGAUCUUGGUGGUGGGUCUAUUAUUGGAAAUGCGGUUGAGAGAGGUGUUGGGUAUACACCUUACGGAGAUCAUUGGAUGAUGCAUUGCGGAAUGGAAGUCGUCCUUCCAAAUGGCGAUUUGAUAAGAACGGGCAUGGGAGCUCUACCAGACCCAACUAUUGCUACAGAUCCAAAUCUUCGACCCGAUCAACAACCCGGUAAUCGAUGUUGGCAACUGUUCAACUAUGGCUUUGGUCCUUACAAUGAUGGGAUCUUCACCCAGAGCAGUUUAGGAAUCGUGGUAAAAAUGGGAAUCUGGUUAAUGCCAAACCCUGGUGGUUACCAAGCCUACAUGAUCACUCUUCCCAAAGACGAAGACUUACACGCAGCAAUGGACAUCAUCCGACCCCUCCGCAUGCAAAUGGUCCUCCAAAACGUCCCCACCCUCCGCCACAUCCUCCUCGACGCUGCCGUCCACGGAACCAAAGCCUCCUACACCUCAUCCACCGCUCCCCUCACGGACACCGAGCUCGACGCCAUCGCCCAAAAGCUCAACCUCGGACGCUGGAACUUCUACGGCGCAGUCUACGGUCCAGAACCAAUCCGCUCAGUCCUCUUGUCAACUAUCAAAUCAGCAUUCUUAAAGAUCCCAAGCUCGAAAUUCUUCCUCCCAGAAGACCGCACAGAACCCAACAGCGUCCUACACACGCGCGCCAAAACAAUGCAGGGCAUUCCCACUUUCGAUGAAUUGAAAUGGGUAGACUGGCUUCCUGACGGGGCUCACUUGUUUUUUUCUCCCAUCACCAAGAUCUCAGGCGACGACGCAAUGCUGCAAUAUAAACUGACCCGCCAACGCUGCGAAGAAUUCGGGCUGGACUUUAUAGGCGAUUUCAUCGUCGGGAUGCGGGAGAUGCACCACAUAGUAUGCAUAACCUUCUCGCGCACCUCCGCCGCCUCCAAAGCCGCGGCGCACAACCUAAUCAAAACCCUAAUCAAAGACUGCGCCGCGCACGGCUGGGGCGAGUAUCGCACGCAUCUCGCGCUCAUGGAUCAGAUAGCGGGCACGUAUGAUUGGAAUGGUGGGGCGUCGAUGCGGUUUAAUGAGCGGGUUAAGGAGGCGCUGGAUCCGAGGGGGGUGUUGAUGCCUGGGAAGAAUGGGAUUUGGCCGGGGAGGUAUGAGAGGGAGAGUUGGGUUAUUGAGUAGUGGGGUUAUGUUUCUAUGGCUGGAUUGUAGGAGGUGUUAUGUUGUGCUGGAAGUUCAUUGAUUGAUUUUAUGGUUGGUUCUAUCGUCUAUGAAUCCCAUGUGCUGCUUCCAACCCAGCAGUGCAGCACGACAACUUCAUGGUAGUAUCGUCCAUUUCCAAAAUACAAAGCCAAG
Mollisia scopiformis is the source of this 1875-nucleotide messenger RNA. RefSeq names its product putative D-lactate dehydrogenase. The coding region runs from base 1 to 1701 and encodes 566 amino acids. Gene Ontology annotation, cellular component: mitochondrion. Gene Ontology annotation, biological process: lactate catabolic process. The transcript has 10 exons. NCBI's taxonomy places the organism in Eukaryota, Fungi, Ascomycota, Leotiomycetes, Helotiales, Mollisiaceae. The record is from RefSeq and is a predicted model, not a curated record. Gene Ontology annotation, molecular function: D-lactate dehydrogenase (NAD+) activity; FAD binding; D-lactate dehydrogenase (cytochrome) activity.